GUUGAUGGCACUCGGCCCAGUCCAGUGCCAGUGCCUCAGUGACGAGUGGUUGUGGUUGGGCAGUGCCAGUGCCCAGGGACGGAGAGAGAUUUAUGUGUGUACGAGCCUAGACGAAGCUCAUCUCCUUGCCGCUCCAGCACCAUGGCGGCAGACGGUCGCUUGGUGCUUCUUCUGGCGGUGUCCUGCGUCCUGCUCCUGCCCCGCCACGCCCAGGCCAGCGGCGGCGACAGGCCACGAGUCCGGUGCGUGGAGGGUCACCUGAGACUUGAGGGCGGCGCCAACAGGAACAUUACCCUCAGCACACAAGGGUCUGGAGCUGUGGUGGUGAACGGGGUGGACGUGGCAGGCUCUCUACGGCUGGUGUCGGCAGUUCGGCCUCAGCUGGAGGGUCUGCACAACACUGAUCUGGGCUACCUGGUGCGGAACCUCUCCACGGUGGCCUCCACGGUAGCCUCGCACACCUGGAUUCUCACCUCCAUCACCUCGCUCAACGCCUCCGUCACCAGGAACACGGCCGACGUGAGGACCUUGCAGGGAAACGUUCGCUCACUGAGGACAACGUUCGACCCCCUGGUGGCCAACGUUUCCCGCCUCAGCAGCCAGGUGGCCCUCAUGACCCCAGAGUCCAGCAGGAGUCGCCUUCAGCAGGUGGACUCGCUGCUCGCCUCCCUGCAGCAGUCGACAACCCAGAUGCAACAAAGGCUUCAGGAGGUGACCGGGCAAACCCUUCCCAGCGUGCAGCAGGGGUUGGCAGGGCUCAGAGUCGAGGUCAACACCCUGCCGGAGAUAAGGAACAGACUCCAGGCACUCGAGAGAAGGGUCAACACCAGCACCAGCACCGCCCCCACCACCCCCAGCGGCAGCAUCAACAUCACGUCAGCGAACUAUUUAAUGGCGCUCACGACCCUGCAACGUGAGGUGUACCAGCUCAAGACUCAGCUGCAGGUUGAUGAGUGUCUGGUGGGCCCCUGCCAGAAUGGUGGAACCUGCAUUGAUGGCUUCCUCAGGUUCACGUGCCUAUGUCCCAAGGGCUGGCAGGGCGGUGACUGUAGCCUUGAUGUUGAUGAGUGUGUGCAGUACAUGGGCACGGACCUUGGUUGUCAGAACGGGGCCACGUGCAUCAACAUCCCAGGGUCCUUCAGGUGCCUGUGUCCUCCAGGCAAGUUUGGGGUGCGAUGUGACCAGCAGAGUAACAGUUGUACAGCAAGUAGUGGGUCAGCGCUGUGUGGAGGCCAUGGCACCUGUGUCUCCUCCAGUGGCCAGCAUGGCUACACCUGCAUCUGUGAAGAGGGCUGGAAGUCACAGAAUCAAGGUGGCGGCCCAACAUGUGUGGAUGUGGAUGAGUGCAGCAGUGCGGUGCCUCACUGCUCUCGUAGCCCAGCUGUCCAGUGCAUCAACUACCCCGGCGGCUUCACCUGUGGCCCAUGCCCUCAAGGGUUCAGCGGAAAUGGCUUUCUCUGCAAUGAUGUUGAUGAGUGCCAGACCAGUAAUGGAGGCUGCUCUCCCUUCAGCCAGUGCUACAACACUUUUGGUGGGCGUCGCUGUGGUCCGUGUGCCGCAGGCUACACCGGGGACGGCACAACGUGCACCCCAAGCCUUCGGCCUUGCCAGAUGGCACAGUGCCACCACCUUGCCACCUGCUAUGAAAACCCACAAAUGUCAUCGACGUACUACCAGUGUGUGUGUCCACAAGGCUACCAGGGGUCAGGCAUAGGGCCACACGGGUGCACCCCCCUCCCGGGCACAGGUGGCCAGGCGACACCCUCCAUUGGGUGCAGCAUCCAACCUUGCCUCAACGGGGGCACCUGCACCCAGAGUGCGUACACCUACACCUGCAGCUGUGUCCCAGGCUUCACAGGACGAAACUGUGAGGUGGACGUCAACGAGUGUGCCAGCAACCCUUGCCUGAACGGCGGGACGUGCACACAGGGCAUCAACUCCUUCAGGUGCAACUGUCCCUCCACCCACACAGGCGACCGCUGCCAGACAGAGAACCAGCAGUGUGGUGGGAGUCUGACAGGCACAGAGGGAGUGGUGACUUUCCCUGGGGCAGGCUUCUCGCAGUACAACCACAAUGUCAGCUGUGCCUGGGUCAUCACAGCCCCUCGAGGUCAGGUCAUCAACAUAACCUUCAGCUACUUCCACCUGGAGGGAGGCUCUUGCAGAUUUGAUUGGGUCCAGAUUCAUGAUGGCAGAAGCAGCCGUGACCACCUGCAUGGCCGAUACUGUGGCACCUCCCUCCCUGGAAGCAAUGGCACCAUCAUCACCACCCACAACGCUGUGUACUUAUGGUUCCGCUCUGAUCAUUCGGUGGCGGGCUAUGGGUUCAAUUUCACCUGGAAUGCCACACAGCCAGUGUGUGGCGGAGAGCUGCACGGGCAGGAGUACGGGUCCGUCAGGUCUCCCGGCUACCCUGGCCACUACCCUACUGACCGAGACUGUUACUGGACCAUCAUUGUCUCACCAGGGAAGAGGAUCAAAUUCCACUUCCUAACACUACAGAUAGAGCACCAUGACAACUGCAGUUUUGACUUUCUAGAGGUACGAGAUGGUCUGACAGAGAACAGCCACAGUUUGGGGAAGUACUGCUCCUCCCUGAACCCGGAACCUCUCACCACCUCAGGCUCAGAGGCUUUCAUUCACUUCCACUCUGACGUUUCCUUCUCCGACACCGGCUUCGCGAUCUCCUACAGUGCUGAGCCAGGAAUCCCGGGGUGUGGUGGGCUGCUGACGGGCGACCGAGGGGAAUUCUCAGCACCGACUCUUUCCGACACUUACGAACACAACCUUCACUGUGAGUGGGUGAUCCGAGUGCCACGUGGCGAGAUUGUGCAGCUCAACUUCACGGAGUUCCAACUGGAGCACCACCACGCCUGCCGCUACGACUACAUGGAGGUGAGGGAUGGAGGCAGUGCGGACAGUCCUCUGAUCCGCAGGGCGUGUGGGAGAGACCUGCCAAGCGCUGUGGUGUCAACAGGCCACCAGCUCUUUGUUCUCUUCCACUCUGACUACAGCGUGGCGUACCGUGGCUUCAGGGCGGUGUACCAAGUGGCCUGCGGUGGAGAGUUCACAGGCGAGACAGGACUCAUCCGCUCCCCGUACAACCCUCAACCAUACCCAGGCAACCGAGAAUGCAUCUAUCUCAUCAGCCAGCCGGUGGGCAAAGCAAUUCGUCUCAAUUUCACCUACUUUGACAUUGAGGGCGGAGGAUACUUUGGCUGCGUGUUCGACUAUGUGGAGCUUCGCGAUGGCAGGCGGCCCACAGCGCAUCUCCUCGGCCGUUACUGUGGUCCUGAAGCCCAUCGUCCUCCUCCAGUCCUCUCCACGCACAACUACAUGUGGAUCAAGUUCAGGACAGAUAGCAGCGUCCACAACCGAGGCUUUGUGGCCAACUAUACCACCAUUGACACGACAUGUGGCGGGGUGCUAACUGAAAUGACUGGGGUGAUCAACUCCCCCAACAGCCCCCAGACUUACCCCACCAACACAGACUGCAACUGGGUGAUCGACCUCCCCCCCGGAUAUGUCAUUCAGCUUACCUGGCACUCCUUUGCCCUGGAGAGUCACCGGGACUGCCAGUUUGACUAUGUGGAGGUGUUUGACAACUCCUCCGUCCUUGGGCAAGGUGGACGCAUGGGCACUCGAUUUUGUGGCUCAACUGCACCGCCGAUCAUGACAUCCACCGACAACCUGGUCACCAUCCACUUCCACUCGGAUGAAAGUGUCAAUCAUGAUGGGUUCUCUGCUGUGUAUCACGGCCUAGAUGCUUCUCGAGCUUGUGGGGGACACUACCAUACUGAGACGGGCAUCCUCACCUCCCCGAACUACCCUGACAACUAUCCACAUAACCGCAACUGUGAGUGGACCAUCACAGCCGCUCAGGGCCACCAGAUCCGCCUCACCUUCUUGGACAUGCAGAUGGAGAACACGUCUAACUGUGGAUUUGAUUACCUUGAAAUCAGGAAUGGUGGUUCCUUCACUUCACCGCUGCUAACAAAACUGUGCAGCAUGAACACCACUGUGCCAGACGUGUUUUCCCACAGUCACCAACUCUACCUCAAGUUCUCAACCGACUACUCUGUGUCCUACAAAGGCUUCAAGUUACAGUGGGACGCAACAACCACAGGCUGUGGAGGAGCGUUGACAGGGGAGAACGGGGGCAUCAUCUCCCCCGGGUACCCUCAGCCCUACAGCCACGCCAGCGACUGCUACUGGACCAUCCGGGUGGCUCAGGGCUCCUCCAUCCAGCUACACUUCACAGACAUGGACUUAGAACAAGCCUUCCAGUGCUACUAUGAGUUUGUGGAGGUGCGAGAUGGCAGUACUCAUGAUGCAAGUCUCCUGGGAAAAUACUGUUCCCAGACCCAGGGCCUGAUAACAAUCAAUUCCACCUCCAACACCCUCUGGCUGAGGUACAAGAACCUUGGAGGCUCCAACAGGAGAGGCUUCAAGGCUGUCUAUUCCACAAAUUGUAACCGUGUUCUGAAGGGCCCACGAGGAGUGAUCACCACUCCUAACUUCCCUAAUCCAUACCCACAUCUCCGCAACUGCACGUGGGUGAUUGAGGCGCCACAAGGGAACAGCAUCAACGCCUCCUUCAGUGACUUUGUUUUGGAAGAGCACAUGAACGAAGAGACUGGCGAAUGCUACUACGACUACGUGGAGGUGCGUGAGGCUGAGGGAAGGCAAGGCAGCAGGACUCUUCUGGGGCACUACUGUCGCCGGCCACCGCCACCCAUUGCCACCUCCCCGCGCAACAACAUUUUGGAGGUGAACUUUGUCAGUGACAUGAGUGUGGCAAUGAAUGGCUUCAGGCUGGAGUGGAUUGUUAAUGGCUGCGGUGGAGAGCUGACCAAGUCUCGAGGCAACUUCAACAGCCCUGGAUACCCCAAUGCUUACCCGAGGGAGACGCUGUGUGAGUGGUACAUCCAUACAGACCCAGGGACAAGAAUUGAAAUCACCAUCCAUGAAAUAGACAUUGAGAGCGCUGGCAACUGUGUGUUUGACGUCCUGCAUGUGUAUGGAGGCUCGGACAGCAACUCCCCUCUGCUGACUUCCCUCUGCCACCACCAGCUACACCCCGUCACCGUCUCCUCACAAGGGAAUCGUGCAUUCGUCUCCUUCCAGAGCGACCAGUCUGUGAGGGGAAAGGGAUUUAGCAUCUCCUAUACCAGUCAUCAUGAUGGCUGUGGCGGGCUGUUCACAGCUCCUGAAGGCACCAUCCACACGCCAAAUUAUCCUGACAACUACAACAAUGGGAGCGAUUGCACCUGGACCAUCAAGGUGGAUGCACUUCAUGUGGUUGAACUGAACUUCACCGACUUUAAUGUCCGGUCCACAGCAGAAGACUGUGGGGAUGGGUUUGUGAUGGUAUACGAUGGUGAGGACCUCAAUGCCCCACUGCUCCUCCAACACUGCGGUAACUCUUUGCCUCCUCAGCUGCACUCCACUGGCCGCAGCCUCACCCUGAGGCUCAAGGCUGAUGGACAAGCACCCUCCAAGGGCUUUUCAGCUAAAUACAAAAGGGGCUGUGGAGCAACCAUAUCUGUGGACCUGGAUGGAAGUGGCCAGCUGAUUUCUCCCAACUACCCCAGUCUUUAUACAUCUGGCCUCAACUGUUCAUGGCACCUCAGUGCACCAGAGGGCUCACGCAUACACCUUCACAUCGUUCACAUGGACAUCCACCUCGGCUACCAGAGUAACGACAACUGCACCUCCGACUAUGUCUCCGUACUAGAUGGGGCCCUGCUGGACUCCCCUCAGCGCGGCCGUUACUGUGGCUCCUCCUCGCCUCGGCCUCUCGUCUCCAACGCCAACCACCUCACCGUCCACCUCGUCAGCAACCAAGGUGUCUUCGUGGGCUUCAGGGCAACGUACAGUAUUUUCACGUCCACCUGUGGGGGCGACCUGACAUCAGCCUCAGGAGAGCUGGCCAGUCCCCUCUACCCUGAUCCAUAUCCACUGAACUCUGAGUGUGUGUGGACCAUUGUGGCGGGCCCAGGUAAUCGUCUGCAGCUCAACUUUAUCGACUUUGACGUGGAGGAGUCAAGCGGUUGUAACCAGGACUAUGUGGAGGUGCAUGAGAUGAAUGCUGCAGGUCCCCUCCUCCUCCACAACUGUUCCUCCUCCAGCAGCUCCACCCUGCCACCCUCCGUCACUGUCCACAACACUCUGUGGCUCAAGUUCCGCUCGGAUGGUGUGUCAGCAGGUGGUCGAGGCUUCCUGGCUUCCUACAGCAUUAUGUUUGGCAGUGAACUGUCUGGAACUGAGGGUGAGGUUGUGUCCCCACUGUACCCUCAACGCUACAUGGGCUCCCAGGAUGUGUCGUGGACCAUCAAUGUGCCGUGGUUCGCGUACGUCUCCAUCACCUUCCUUGACCUGGAUGUGGAGGGCGACCCAGUGGACGAUGAGUGUCUUGCAUCCCUUGUGAUUUACAAUGGACGCUCGGAACGACUCAGCCCAGUGUUGGGGACAUUCUGUGGCCACCAGCUGCCCACGGAGCCCAUCGUGUCCAGGGGGAGGAGCGUCUUGGUGCGGCUGAAUGCCAACCACCUCCAUAAGGGCUCAAGGUUCCGCUUCCGCUAUGAGGCUGUUUACACCCGAGGGGAAGUAGGCACUCAGGAGACAGAGUCAGACAGCAACUGUACCUACCUGGUCACAGUGAACACCACGUACCAUACAGGGAUCAACCACCCUGGCUUCCCAGAACCCCCAGCCAACAACCUGAACUGUGAGUGGGUCAUACAGUCACCCACCCCACAUGAACGAGUCUCCAUUAGAUUGUACUUCACUCUUGAGGAGUCAUCCUCUUGCGUCUUCGAUCGUAUUCUUGUGUAUGACGGGCUUGGGGGAGAGAGGAACUGGAACAAGACGCACACACUAUGUCGGCGCAACCAGCUGCCCUUCAGGUUCACUUCAAGUGGACGCUUCAUGAAGAUUCGCUUCCUCACAGACUCGUCCGUACAGAGCGUUGGCUUCCAUCUUGCGGCACGUGCAGUGUGUGGCGGGACGCUGCACCAACCUGAGGGCUACAUCGCCUCACCCAACUAUCCCAACAACUACCCCCCCGCCCAGAACUGUGAGUGGGUGCUGAGGGUGGGCGUCGGGAGGACCAUCCGCCUCGAGUUUUCUGAGCUCAAGAUUACUAACUCAACGCCGCAAUGUGGAGGGGACUACCUGGUGAUCAAAAAUGGAGAGAGUCAAUCUUCUCCCUUCCUGGAGGGCGGCAAGUUCUGUGGCGUGUCCAUCCCUCAGCCCAUGGAAAGUUCCUCCAAUGCCCUGCGCCUCAAGUUUGUGUCUGACAAUAUAGAUACAGACAAAGGCUUCAAGCUAACCUAUCACGAGGUGUCGGACGCCUGCGGAGGAACCCAUCGCCUCACGCCAGACUUCACUGCCGCCACGCUCACCAGCCCCAACUAUCCCAACUCUCCCGACCCCCACACCGAGUGCACAUGGGUCAUCUUUGCACCCCAAGAAAAGUCUCUCUCUCUGAAUUUUGAGGGACAGUUUCAGAUCCCGAGCUACAUCGGCGCCUGUGACCAAGCCUUCGUGGAGGUUCGUGAUGGGGGGACUGUUUUGUCGCCACUGCUUGGGAAGUUCUGCAGCACCAACCUGCCAGACACACUUCACAGCAGCGGUGAUGUGCUCUACGUCCGCUACUUCAAUAACCUCACACUGCACCACAUAGGUUUCAAAGCCAAGGCUGCAACUGACGUCUGUGGGGGAACAUACACUGUGAUGGAGCCAAGAACCAUCACCACGCCAGGAUACCCAUCGCCUUACGCUGCCAACUUGAACUGCACGUGGACAAUCAUCGCUCCCGCAGGCCACUACCUCACAGCCUCCUUCCCGCAGGUGGAGAUAUCUAGUCCUGACAGCAACUGCACCACCACCAACGGCUUAUUGACAAUCAGAGACCUGAAUGCCACAGGUGAGGUGCUGAGGACUGUCUGCGGAUCCCCGGAAGAGGUGGGUCCCAUCCGAACGCCUUCCAACAGAGCUUAUGUCACCUUCACGGCUGGAACUAAUGAUGGCAAAAAAGGCUUCAGGAUCCUGUUCAACAUGAGCGCAGAAGUGUGUGGUGGAGAAGUAUCCGGGCCUGAAGGGGAGAUCCGCUCGCCUGGGUAUCCACACGGCUAUGCUUCGUGGCGCCAGUGUGAGUGGAUCAUCAUAGGCCCCGUUGGCAAGAGGAUCAAGUUGGAGUUCCUUGACUUUGAUAUGCAGAAUAGAGCUCCAGGCAGAGGACCAACGCAUCGCUGCCGAGACAACAUCAAGAUCUUCAAUGGAGCCCGAACUUUUCCACGAUCGAUGGCCACCAUUUGCGAUCGCCUGAACAAUCCAAGCUACAACUCCAGCCAGAACUCAAUGACGGUGAGAUUCACAACGCGAGGACACUCCAACGCCCGGGGCUUCAGGGCUCGCUGGACCUCAGAGGAUCCUCAAGUUUGUGGAGGAGACCUUGAUGCUGGUGGCGGGGAGCUGUCUGUCCCUGCUCCAGACAACUCAACGGGCCUCACGCACUUCUGUGUCUGGACGCUGAACAACCCAAGCCCCGCAAACUCGUCAUUUGUGGUCUCCUUCAGCCAUUUUGAGAACUUUCAAUAUUGCACUGAUGGUCUUAUAAUUCAAGGAGUGGACAACGAGGGCGAGCCUGAGACGAUAAAGCUGCUCUGCGAGAUCACCACGCCACCGACGCUUGUCGUGCCGUACCACACCCUCAGGAUCGCCUUCAUAAAGUCAAGGUACCAUGGACUUCAAAACCCCAACUGGACCCUGAAUUACUCCAUCAGUCCCUGUGGUGGCAAGCUUCAUGGGCCGCAGGACGUCAUCACUUCACCAAACUUUCCCUCCAACUACCCCAACAAUGCCCACUGUUCCUGGCUCUUCCGCUACAGCGAAGGAGAGCAGAUUGAUUUCCAAUUUACAUCUUUUGACCUUGAGAAUGCCAUCCACCAUGACUUUGUGACAGUGUAUAAUGGCCGACAUGCCUCAUCACCAAUGUUGGGUCGCUACACUGGCAAUGAAAACCCCGGCAAUGUUGGCCGCUCUAUGACCAACAGCCUGCUGGUGGAGUUCCACACAGACGACUCCACCACCAGACAGGGAUUCAGGGCAGUGGCUGCCAGACAUAUUAGAGGCUGUGGAGGUAACUUCCAUGGGCAAACGGGAAAUCUCUCGUCUAAAAACUUCCCAUCUGACUAUGAGGCAAACACCGAGUGUGAGUGGUUGAUAGACACUCCAGCUGGGUACCAUGCUGUACUCACCUUCACCACACAGUUUGACAUAGAGACAAGCACCAGCUGCCAGAAUGACUAUGUGGAGGUGUCUCAUGCCGAGCACACUGACCCUCAUGCGCCGGUACAGUGGCUGAGUGAUGGCAAGCUGUGUGGCAAGCAGCUGCCUCAACCCAUCAUCUCAAGUGGCAGUCAAGUGAAGCUUCUUUUCCACUCCAACGAGGCCGUGCAGGGCAGUGGCUUCCAGGUAUCUUGGCAGAUGCAUUGUGGGAAUAAUUUCACACAACCAAGUGGCUACGUGGUGAGUCCCGGCCACCCCAACAACUAUCCUCCCUUUAUGAACUGUCAAUAUCGGAUUGUUGCUGGCCCGGAGGCCUACGUCACCAUCCAGUUCCUCUCCUUUGAGUUGGAGUGGGCUCAGCGAUGCAACUAUGACUUUGUGACGGUGAGCGAGGAGACCGUGAGGCCAGGGGGGAGGUGGAGGAGGUGGAGGUCUCCGAGGAGGAGGAGAUCUUGGGGGCCUUACUGUGGCAGGGAUCUACCCAACAAUCUUACCACACGUGGCACCACCGUCAUCGACUUCGUCUCAGAUUAUGUCAUAGAGAGGCCAGGCUUUGUGCUUAAAUACACAAUUAAAGAUUGUGGCGGGAACCUGAGCGCUCCAGGAGAAAUAAAGCUGCCAACAAACCCGGGGUACCAUAACUUAAUGAAUUGUGUGUGGAACAUUACAGCACCGGAAGGGAAGGUGCCACACAUCAAGUUCCAGCAGCUGGUCCUGGAGUCCCACAGGCAGUGUCGUUUUGAUAGUGUGAGUGUGUACGAAGGACACUCCAAUGCCCAGGAGAAUAUGGUGGCUCGGUUUUGCGGUGACCACACUUCAGAUCUGCCGGUGGUGACAACACGAGGCAACAAGGCACAAGUUGUGUUCAAGUCAGAUCAUUCUGUCACAAGGGAAGGUCUCUGGGCCUCUAUAGAGUUCACAUACGCUUGUGGUGGAAAUGUGAACAUUUCAGCCGAUGGCGCCUCGCACACCAUCAGGUCCUUCUCUCUCCCCAAUUCUGUCAAUUAUGAGCCAUUACUGCAGUGUUCAUGGCUGGUGGAAGGCCUUGAGGAUCAGGUGGUGACCCUGACCUUCACAAGACUUGAGCUGGAGCCGCCAGGAGUGAAUGACACCGACCCGUGUCCUCAUGACCGUGUGGAGAUCUAUGAUGGACCGUCAUCCACAUCCACCUUAAUAUCAACCCACUGCAACAGCACCUCCAUCCCUGCGCCCAUAUCCUCAUCCACUAAUGUGAUGUUCAUCCGCUUCAUCUCCGACAGCACCAACCAGUUCCCGGGAUUCACAGCCACGGUCACCAACACCCCUCACCCCUGCGGUGCCUCCAAUCUGCACGCCACCAAUGAGACUCAGGUGCUACAGUCUCCCGGGUACCCCACCCAGUACCCCACAAGCACUCGCUGCCGCUGGAUCAUCUCGGCCCCAGAGGAAGACGACACUGUCCAUCUGGAUAUCCAUGACAUGAACCUGGAAGCAUCCCCGCGCUGUGCCAAGGAUCAGCUCUUCAUCUUGGAGUACGUCCCUUUUGAGACGCAGGUCAUACACACUGGCCACAGAACUCCCUUCUUCCUGGACAUUGGAGGCACAACAGCAUCCUUUUUUUACGGGUCCCGGUUGAAACAUGGGUAUUGUGGCAACACCUUCCCCCACCACCUCACCUCUUCCACCAAUGCAGUGGAGCUGAGGUUUAUCAGUGAUGCUUCCACAGUCUCGUCUGGCUUCAGACUUCACUACUCAUUAGGAGGAUGCAACAGAACCUUCAACGCCACCUCGGGCACCGUCAAGUCUCAGGGUCCAGCCACCUGCCACACCACCUUCACGGCACCACAGGGAUCCUUCAUCAAUCUUUACUUCCGCAUAUCUCGCAUUCCUAACAGAGGCGACAACUGCACCACCACCAACUCCUUAAGCGUAUAUGAUGGCACUCAGUCCUCUUCACCACUGUUGCUGUUCACCUGUGGAUACGGACGUACCAAUCCAGUGUUUUCUACAGGAAAUGCACUUUACCUGGCGUAUGCUAGUCAGAGAUACGGACGCCUUGAGCUUACCUACACCACUUCCAGCAAGGGUGGUGGUUGUGGAGGAGCAAUGCACACUAGUUCACACAGUGUGUUGACCAGCCCAGGCUAUCCAGAAGCUGCUCAGCCUAACCAGGACUGCCUCUUCACCCUCACAGUCCAGCCUGACCAGCACCUCAUCCUCCGCUUACAAUCUGUUGACUUCAGUGGAGCCGGAGGCUGCAACACCACCUACCUGGAGGUGUAUGAAGUGGACACAGCUGGAGAAUCAACACUAUUUAACACCCUCUGUGGGGAUGAAGGUUUGAUAGCUCCCCGCGUGGCCUCCAGCAGCAGGGUGGCUCUACGCUACGUCACUGGCCCAAGCAACAUCACCGGCCAGGGAUGGGUGGCACACAUCUCCCAGGGGCAGCGACAGGAACCCACAGAGUUAAACGGAGAGGAAUGAAGAUGAUGUGGAAAAUACUCACGUUCCCGAUUCAUUGUAGCAACACCUUGCCUGGGCGGCCUCCUCAGGAUGUCACCUGUCCACCAGCAGCAACUCAAGCACUCCCACUGAAUUGAUGAGGCUUUAUUUAUUGCUUGUUGUGAGUUGGUCAAGGUGUUGCCCUCUGGUCUUACACUUUUUGUCUACUUUGCAAAACAGUUUGUUCACAAGUACUCGUAUCAUUUAAAAAAAUGUGAUAAAAUACUUCUUUUAUUUUCGAAAAAAAAUAUUCCUUCUCCUCCGAAUAUAUGGAGUGAAUAUCAAAGAACUUUAAUAAUAUAACAUCAGCUGUUUCUCUAGCCACUCUAAAUCUUGACCCCUUCACUCCGGCAACACCGACGUCAGCGUCCAACGGGCGUCCGACGGCGUCACCGUUAAUCCUCUUCUAAACCUCUUAAUCCUCUUCCAUUUCCUCUUAAUCCUCUUCCAUUUCCUCUUAAUCCUCUUCCAUUUCCUCUUAAUCCUCUUCUAAACCUCUUAAUCCUCUUCCAUUUCCUCUUAAUCCUCUUCCAUUUCCUCUUAAUCCUCUUCCAUUUCCUCUUAAUCCUCUUCCAUUUCCUCUUAAUCCUCUUCCAUUUCCUCUUAAUCCUCUUCCAUUUCCUCUUAAUCCUCUUCCAUUUCCUCUUAAUACUCUUCCAUUUCCUCUUAAUCCUCUUCUAUUUCCUCUUAAUCCUCUUCCAUUUCCUCUUAAUCCUCUUCCAUUUCCUCUUAAUCCUCUUCCAUUUCCUCUUAAUCCUCUUCCAUUUCCUCUUAAUCCUCUUCCAUUUCCUCUUAAUCCUCUUCCAUUUCCUCUUAAUUCUCUUCCAUUUCCUCUUAAUCCUCUUCUAUUUCCUCUUAAUCCUCUUCUAUUUCCUCUUAAUCCUCUUCCAUUUCCUCUUAAUUCUCUUCCAUUUCCUCUUAAUCCUCUUCCAUUUCCUCUUAAUCCUCUUCCAUUUCCUCUUAAUCCUCUUCCAUUUCCUCUUAAUCCUCUUCCAUUUCCUCUUAAUUCUCUUCCAUUUCCUCUUAAUCCUCUUCCAUUUCCUCUUAAUCCUCUUCCAUUUCCUCUUAAUCCUCUUCCAUUUCCUCUUAAUCCUCUUCCAUUUCCUCUUAAUCCUCUUCUAAACCUCUUAAUCCUCUUCCAUUUCCUCUUAAUCCUCUUCCAUUUCUUCUUAAUCCUCUUCCAUUUCUUCUUAAUCCUCUUCCAUUUCCUCUUAAUCCUCUUCCAUUUCUUCUUAAUCCUCUUCCAUUUCCUCUUAAUCCUCUUCCAUUUCCUCUUAAUCCUCUUCCAUUUCCUCUUAAUCCUCUUCCAUUUCCUCUUAAUUCUCUUCCAUUUCCUCUUAAUCCCCUUCCAUUUCCUCUUAAUCCUCUUCCAUUUCCUCUUAAUCCUCUUCCAUUUCCUCUUAAUCCUCUUCCAUUUCCUCUUAAUUCUCUUCCAUUUCCUCUUAAUCCUCUUCCAUUUCCUCUUAAUCCUCUUCCAUUUCCUCUUAAUCCUCUUCCAUUUCCUCUUAAUCCUCUUCCAUUUCCUCUUAAUUCUCUUCCAUUUCCUCUUAAUCCUCUUCCAUUUCCUCUUAAUCCUCUUCCAUUUCCUCUUAAUCCUCUUCCAUUUCCUCUUAAUUCUCUUCCAUUUCCUCUUAAUCCUCUUCCAUUUCCUCUUAAUUCUCUUCCAUUUCCUCUUAAUUCUCUUCCAUUUCCUCUUAAUCCUCUUCCAUUUCCUCUUAAUCCUCUUCCAUUUCCUCUUAAUCCUCUUCCAUUUCCUCUUAAUCCUCUUCUAAACCAUUUAAGAGGAAAUGAAAGAGGAAUUUAGAGGAGGAUUGAGAGGUUUAGCAGAGAAUUAAUCCUCUUCCAUUCUCUCUUGACCCUUUCCAUACCCUGACGCCGAUGUUUGCGUCACAGAUGGAAAGGGUUAAAGUUUCACAUUUUUCACCAUUGUUUCUAAUAGACAUCCUUUCUAGUAAGUUUAAACUAUUUCAUUCAUACAAUAGCAAUUUAUACAGCCCACCCAGGCUCUCCUGUAGCUUGCAGUAUCUGAGAACAUUGACUCCCAUCUUCUGAGGAGUGCCAGGAAGUUAUAAUCAUAAUGUAAAUUGAGGUGAAGCAGAUCGAAAGAAGGUUAUUGAGAGGCUGGCCGAAAGUUACACAGAUGAAAGUAUUUAAUGUGAGGGGAAGGAAAGAGGGAAUGUUGAGGAUGUAUGGAAGACUUGCUGAAAUGUGUUGAGGAUGCAUGGAAGACUUGCUGAAAUGUGUUGAGGAUGCAUGGAAGACUUGCUGAAAUGUGUUGAGGAUGCAUGGAAGACUUGCUGAAAUGUGUUGAGGAUGCAUGGAAGACUUGCUGAAAUGUGUUGACGAUGCAUGGAAGACUUGCUGAAAUGUGUUGAGGAUGGAUGGAAGACUUGCUGAAAUGUGUUGAGGAUGGAUGGAAGACUUGCUGAAAUGUGUUGAGGAUGGAUGGAAGACUUGCUGAAAUGUGUUGAGGAUGGAUGGAAGACUUGCUGAAAUGUGUUGACGAUGCAUGGAAGACUUGCUGAAAUGUGUUGAGGAUGUAUGGAAGACUUGCUGAAAUGUGUUGAGGAUGUAUGGAAGACUUGCUGAAAUGUGUUGAGGAUGUAUGGAAGACUUGCUGAAAUGUGUUGAGGGUGCAUGGAAGACUUGCUGAAAUGUGUUGUGGGUGCAUGGAAGACUUGCUGAAAUGUGUUGAGGAUGCAUGGAAGACUUGCUGAAAUGUGUUGAGGAUGCAUGGAAGACUUGCUGAAAUGUGUUGAGGAUGCAUGGAAGACUUGCUGAAAUGUGUUGAGGGUGCAUGGAAGACUUGCUGAAAUGUGUUGAGGAUGCAUGGAAGACUUGCUGAAAUGUGUUGAGGAUGCAUGGAAGACUUGCUGAAAUGUGUUGAGGGUGCAUGGAAGACUUGCUGAAAUGUGUUGAGGAUGCAUGGAAGACUUGCUGAAAUGUGUUGAGGAUGCAUGGAAGACUUGCUGAAAUGUGUUGAGGAUGUAUGGAAGACUUGCUGAAAUGUGUUGAGGAUGCAUGGAAGACUCACUGAAAUGUGUUGAGGAUGCAUGGAAGACUUGCUGAAAUGUGUUGAGGAUGGAUGGAAGACUUGCUGAAAUGUGUUGAGGAUGUAUGGAAGACUUGCUGAAAUGUGUUGAGGAUGGAUGGAAGACUUGUUGAAAUGUGUUGAGGAUGCAUGGAAGACUUGUUGAAAUGUGUUGAGGAUAUAUGGAAGACUUGCUGAAAUGUGUUGAGGAUGGAUGGAAGACUUGUUGAAAUGUGUUGAGGAUGCAUGGAAGACUUGCUGAAAUGUGUUGAGGGUGCAUGGAAGACUUGCUGAAAUGUGUUGUGUAUUCACAUAAUAUAAGUGUGGUGAAGUACUCCACUGUGUACUUCCUUAGCCUUAGUAUGGCACUACUGACGUGUUCUACAGGUACUACCAGACACCAUCUAAGUGAAUGAAUGUAUCUCCUUACCAACAAUAAACUUUUCCACACAAA
Molecule: messenger RNA, 15260 nt
Organism: Eriocheir sinensis (Chinese mitten crab)
Lineage: Eukaryota; Metazoa; Arthropoda; Malacostraca; Decapoda; Varunidae
Product: cubilin-like
Exons: 73
Coding region: 142-11757 (3871 amino acids)
Molecular function (GO): growth factor activity; calcium ion binding
Source: RefSeq, a predicted model, not a curated record